AUCUUAGAAAAGCAAAACGAAAAGAUUCUAAGAAAGUUACAUAAACUUUUCUGAGCCAAUUUGUCGAUCAAUAAUAUUGUUUAGACCAUGGAGAAAAAAGGUUGUUUCUCCAUCCUCUUUUGUCUCUUAACUUGCUUAACCACACUUUUACCAGAGGUAGAAGGGGCAAGGACAGGGAAGAUGAUUGUGCUAAAUGAGGGGCCAAAGAAGCUGUUUGUUUUUGGUGAUUCAUACGCUGACACUGGUAAUAAUUGGCCAGCUACAAAUGAUUCCACAAGUUGGAGUGAGCCUUAUGGCAUGACUUUCCCCGGCAAACCUUCCGGCAGAUGGUCCGACGGUUGUGUCCUCACUGAUUACAUAGCAUCACACCUUGGAAUAGAAUCUCCCCAAGCUUAUGAAUUGUGGAAGGGUGGAGGGGAAGCACAAAACCCUCAAAAUGGGAUGAAUUUUGCGUACGGAGGGACAGGAGUGUUCAACACAUCCGUUAAUGGGCCGAACUUGACGACCCAGAUUAACUCUCUCCAACAACUCCUUGAACAAAAUGUGUACACCAAAGACGAUCUCUCAUCCUCUGUAGCUCUUGUCUCCUCGGUUGGGAAUGACUACAUUACUUACAAGUUGAAUCAUAGCGACAUAAACAUACUAGUAACAUACACUACAAAAACACGGGAUUGACAAAGAUUUUUUAAGGGGUUUUACAAAAAUUAUGAAACAUUCGGCAGGAUAUGUCAAAUUCGUGCAAAAACACUUUGACACGAGCUAUUUAUCAUGAAAUCACUGAUCAAUCCGUGUCAAUCCCGUAUAUAGAGUUGUAUUUUUCAACUUACACUUUUUCUGUUUGGGUAUGUAAAGUGUAAACCAAUUGCAUAGUUAGUGAUUGCCUAUCUGGGCCAGCAAUAAGGGAAUGCAGCGAGCCCAACUGCACAGGAUCCCAAAAAAAAAAUACAUUUACUGAUUUACCAACAGAUUUCCCCCAUUCCAAUUCAUUUGUGGUGC
Messenger RNA from Cuscuta epithymum, 996 nucleotides. The record is from the annotation of a GenBank genome assembly. Lineage: Eukaryota; Viridiplantae; Streptophyta; Magnoliopsida; Solanales; Convolvulaceae.